UUGUUUUGUCUUUCGUAUAUUUCCACUGUUAAAACACUUUACAUUAUAUUAUUAAAAUUGCAAUCUAGUUAUUGCGACACUACCGCAAUGGUGCUUACAGUAAAAGAAAAUAUAGCUUUAUUUUCAUGUAUAAGGGACGCUUCCUGUAGCAGGGGUUGGCUUCGUCUAUUGAUGCAGAUUAUUUUUGGAACUAUUAUUGUAACAAGUUUUAUUCUGAUAGUCAUGAUGGCGCUAGAUAACACGACAAAACCACCCCCGAAACCGCCGAAACGAUGUGAGAUUUUACGAUGUCGAAUAGUUUGUUACGAAAUUCCAUAUUUUGGAGAGAAUGAGGAUCAGAUUAUUAAAGCUGUUGCGGCAGCUGAUGUAACUUGUGAAGACAUUGCUGUUGAAUUAAAUGAACCCACAUUCAAAGAUUCAAUAUUACCAGAGUUCUGGCUCUAUCAAAUGCGUUCUAAAGUCAGUGAAAUGGCUAUAAUUGGGGGCAAUAUUAAUUAUAUAACACCACAAGCUUUCUUGAGUCCUUUUAGUAAUAAUCUUAAAGUUUUGAUACUAGAACAACUAAAAUUAGUCUCGUGGGAUACUUAUAUGUUAGUUGGACUUUCAAAUUUGAAGAAACUGUAUGUGAAGGAUUGCAUGAUCGCAGAUAUAAGUAGUAAUGUUUUAAAACCAGUCAACGAAACAUUACAAUAUCUCGACAUUAAAAUAAUUAAUCAUUGGAAUCCACACAACGUUACCGGACGUGGUGAUCUCGAAUUAAGAGAAGUAGAUUUUUCAUUUAACUAUUUUUACGACGUUCUCAAAAAUACAAGCUUUUCCAAAUUAGGAAAAUGCAAAGUAUUAUUUUUAAACUCAUGUAAAAUAACAUCGAUUGCAAAAGGUACUUUCGAUUAUUUACAGAGUUUAGAAAUUUUAUAUUUAAAUAAUAAUUACUUAGUGACGAUUGCGGAUAAUUUAUUUAAGGCGAUCUUACCUCACCGACCACGGAUCGCAUUACAAGAAAACUACUGGCACUGUGAUUGUUUAAAUGUCCAUUUAAGAUCGAUCCAAAAGUCAGGGCUUCUCAUUAUUGAUCCAUUAUGCCACUAUCCAGAGCGAAUAAGAGGAAUGACGUUUACAAACUUCGAAAAAUUUUGUAAGAGUGAAAUUAAAACCCACGAAGGUGAUAAAUCUGUUUCUCUGCAACCUGUGAAAAAUGUGUCAUUUACAUUAUACACCAAUGAACUUUGUAGCUAUAAAAAUGUAUCCUUAUACUCAUCUGACAGUAUAAGAAUAAUCACACCAUCAAGAAGUCAUAGAUGUAAAUUUAAUAGGAUGGCUGAUCUGGGUAUUAAUAUUGGAGCAACGAGAACUUAUUCCUACGUAUGGACAACCAAACAAUGGAUAACGCCGGUAUUUUUUAUGGAACAGAGUCCUUAUACAAUGCUAGAAUUAGAAGCCCUUGAACAACCCGGAAUUGGCCUGGUCUGGUAUCAAUCUUCUUGUUAUACAGACAUUUAUUGUGUUAAUAGAAUUCCAAACGUUUUAAAAGUUUUUAAUGUUAAUUCCGGAGCGCGGUACACUUUUUGUCCUUUCAAUAUAACAGCUGGAAUGAUUGUUCAGUCCGAAUGUUUAUUUUAUGACUUAGGAAGCUUCGAAAGGAAAGAAUAUUUAAAUAUCGUUACCUAUCUGUGUAUAUCUUUAGGUUGUCUAACUUUUGGUGCCGUGUGCGUUUACGCUAUCAUUUUUAAAAAUCCUUCUCUUUUAAGAGCGAAUAAGAGAGUUUUAUUUGUAAAACACAGGUCUAUUGAAGCUCUGAUUCUGCCUCCUUCAGUGCCUUUGAGAAAAAAUUUAAUACACGAAUCGGAUAAUUUUGUGAAGCACUAUAUAAAAAAUCAGAAUAUUUUUGUUUUACCGGGAUUAGGAAUAAAUACACCGAAUUUUAUAAGAUCAACGUCAUCUACAAGAAGCAUAGUAAGCGAUGAUGACAGUUAUAUAUCAGCAUUACAGCCCACCGAGGAACAGCUUAAGGAAUGGCGAGCUAAUCAAAAUAUAAACCAAUGUGAUAAUGGACCCAGUUCUGGCUUUGAUACACCUUUUCCCAGUUUUUACGACUACGACUCUUUUCCCUAUUACACUUUACAUAGCAGUCAGAGAGUGUAUGAAGUCCCCAAAGAAUACAACAAUAAUAAUUUCGAAAAGUUCAAUUAAAUUCUUCUAACAUAUUUCAUGAUUUUGCAAAAUUAUUUGUUCCAAAGCUAUUAACAUUCCUUGACAUAUUAGUCGUAUCUAGGAAGUGUGGACAUCGUUUAUUCUGGUCGUGGUUAAGACGAACAAAUCGGUCAACCAUAUGAGAACGUCUGCGCCCUUUAAGUGAAUCAAUUUCGUACAGCUGUUUUUAGUAAGCAGCGCCAGGACAGAGUUGUAUUGUCUGUGGCAUUGGACGAGAGAUCUAUUUUGAAAAUACACAACAAAAUCGACUAUACCUUUGGUGAUAGUAAUCAUUAGGCAUUAUAAAGACACAUGUAUCUCUUGGCGUAUGUAAUUAAUUUAUUAGAUUAAUAACAUGUUUUAUACUUGUGUAUCCUUAGACUAAAUUUAUUUUGGUGUGGUCUUAAAUAAAAUAACUAUACAGUUUUUUAUUAAAAGAAAAGUAUUGGAUGUUUAAAUCGUUAAGUCCUUUUAAUUGUAUGUCAAUAAAAAUAAUUAGUGAAAUCCGAGGAAGUACCAACAGUAACCAACAUCAUAUUUAUUCACAUUUUCCCAGAUUUUUGUUAAGACCAUUAUUCCAAUGACGGGAAAAUUUAAUACAUAAUAUUUAUUAAAUUAUGUCAGAUUUAAAACUUUAUUUAAAGUAAAAAUUUUAGCUGUUUCUAAUGUAUUGUAUUUAGCUUAAAAUGGUUUCGACAUAUUAAAUAUUUUAGCCACAAAUUGCUAGUUAUUAAAGUUUUGUUUCAAAGUUAAAUUUUUUUGCUAUGCUCGAAACAUACGUAGAACUUUUUUUUUUUUGAGAUUUUAUAAUAAUCUUGCGGUUGAGUUUCGAAAGGCCGUCAAUUAAAUGUUCGAUAUUUUCAUUCUAUGUAUUCUAUUAUUAACAAACUAUAAUCUACUCGUUUCAGUUAUUAUAACGACAUUUAGAAAUAAUCAAUAAUUAAAAUGCUUUCCUUACCUGUUUUAUACGGGAAUUAACGAAUGAUUGUUAAUUUACAACUAAAGUUAAUGGAAU
Danaus plexippus (monarch butterfly) is the source of this 3205-nucleotide messenger RNA. RefSeq lists its product as uncharacterized. The record is from RefSeq and is a predicted model, not a curated record. Gene Ontology annotation, molecular function: protein binding. The coding region runs from base 88 to 2190 and encodes 700 amino acids. Gene Ontology annotation, cellular component: plasma membrane. NCBI's taxonomy places the organism in Eukaryota, Metazoa, Arthropoda, Insecta, Lepidoptera, Nymphalidae. The transcript is spliced from 3 exons.